CACCCAGAAUGGAUGAGUUCAAUCAAACAUUUAUUUCUCUUGGUGGGUAUGGAGAAAUUGAUAAAAUCAAACAUGAAUGUUUUGUGCUAUUUUACAUUGUAUUUAUGUUAAUAAUCUGCAGUAAUUCCACUAUUGUAUGUCUGAUUGUGAAACACCAAAGCCUUCAUGAACCUAUGUACAUUUUCAUUGCAGCUCUGCUAAUCAACUCUGUUCUUUUCAGCACUAUAAUCUAUCCAAAGCUUUUGAUCGAUUUGUUAUCUGAGAAAAAAACGGUAUUAUAUUCAGCCUGUCUCUUUCAAGGUGUUAUAUAUUAUAUUGUUGCUUAUUCAGAGUUUUUACUGUUGUCAGCCAUGGCCUAUGAUAGAUAUGUGUCUAUAUGUAAACCACUGCAGUAUGCAACAAUCAUGAAAAAAACAACAGUCAGUGUCUUACUGUUUUUAGCUUGGUUUGUGCCGACUUGUGAGAUCACAGGAGCAGUCGCAAUGAAUUAUAAUUUGGAACUCUGUAGCUAUACUUUGAAAGGGAUUUUUUGCAACAAUUCACUUUAUCAACUCUUUUGUGUGCGCUCAGAAGCACUAUCUGUAUAUGGAAUGGUACUUUUGUUUAACCUCGGUCUCCUGCCUGUGCUUUUAAUCCUGUUCUCAUAUGGUAGGAUACUUCUAAUAUCCUAUCAUAGCUGUAGAGAAGUUAGGAUAAAAGCUGCACAGACCUGUUUACCCCACCUGAUGGUUUUAAUCAACUUUUCCUGUUUUUUCACAUUUGAUGUGAGCAUAGUAAGACUGGAAUCAGAUAUUCCCCAAACUACACGUUUAAUAAUGACUUUACAGGUGGUUCUGUAUCAUCCUCUUGUUAAUCCAUUCAUAUAUGGCAUCAAAAUGAAAGACAUUUAUAAACACCUGAAGAAGUUGUUCUGUUAGGUUAUGUUAUAUCAAUAAGUCAGCACUUAGUGUAAUUCUGUAGUCAUUUGUAACAACGUGGUUUUAUAACAGACUGUAAAUAAAGUUGUUAUUUUAAUGGCUGAUAAAAUGUAUAUUCAAACUGGUUCUGAUGGCAUUCAUAUAACAUUAAAACCAGGAUGAUACAGGGCUGGACUGUAGAGGGUGUUAUAUAUAUUAUAUAUAUAUUUUUUUUUUUACUGUGUUUGUCAAUGAUGCAUGCAUCUCUGUUUUAUCACUUUAUAACUACCUGCUUCGUAAAACCUCCAGAUUGCUUCAAACAGA
Messenger RNA from Notolabrus celidotus (New Zealand spotty), 1220 nucleotides. Its product is annotated as olfactory receptor 6N2-like. The transcript has a single exon. Gene Ontology annotation, biological process: G protein-coupled receptor signaling pathway. The coding region runs from base 9 to 917 and encodes 302 amino acids. The record is from RefSeq and is a predicted model, not a curated record. Gene Ontology annotation, cellular component: membrane. Gene Ontology annotation, molecular function: olfactory receptor activity; G protein-coupled receptor activity. NCBI's taxonomy places the organism in Eukaryota, Metazoa, Chordata, Actinopteri, Labriformes, Labridae.